Messenger RNA from Solanum dulcamara, 1668 nucleotides. Its product is annotated as CRS2-associated factor 2, mitochondrial. Lineage: Eukaryota; Viridiplantae; Streptophyta; Magnoliopsida; Solanales; Solanaceae. The transcript has 5 exons. The record is from RefSeq and is a predicted model, not a curated record. Gene Ontology annotation, molecular function: RNA binding. Gene Ontology annotation, biological process: Group II intron splicing. The coding region runs from base 110 to 1210 and encodes 366 amino acids.
AUUUAUUUUAUUUUAGGUAAAUUUUUAUAAUUUAUAUUUUUGCUGCGAUACCUUUCGUCAAGUUUUCUUCUUCACAUAGCUUCGAACACACAGUAGUAGAGAGCUUGGAAUGAUGAAGCUAUUUCCAUGGCGUCGUUUAACCACUCAAGCAAAUGGUACCCUCUAUUCCAAAACUCCCUCUUUAUCAUUCUUCAAUUUUUCCCCUUCUCUAUUCCAUUCUCAACCUGAGCUAGAAGAUAUCUUCGACCCACCAUUUUCCUCCACCUUAAAACCCCAUAAACCCAAGAAAAAUAUAACAGAAAAGCUUGAAAAGACUGCAUCUAAUGAAGGUUGUGAAAAGGCCCACAACUUUACUGUCAAUUCCGAUUUACCCUUUGAUUUUCGCUACUCUUACUCUGAGACCAACCCAGCGGUUGAGCCAAUUGGUUUCCGUGAACCACCGCGGUUUUCUCCGUUUGGACCGGGACGUCUUGAUAGAAAAUGGACCGGGACUUCAGCUCCGCGUUUACAGCCGGUGGAUUUGGAGAAAGUGGCUGAGGAACGGCGGCGGAUCCUCGGAGAACCGCUCUCAGAGGAGGAAACGGCGGAGCUGGUGGAGAAGUAUCGUCACAACGAUUGCUCUCGUCAAAUGAAUUUGGGGCGGGGUGGAGUGACUCACAAUAUGCUGGAAGAUAUCCAUAACUAUUGGAAGAGGGCUGAAGCUAUAAGGAUUAAGUGCUUGGGGGUGCCAACUCUUGACAUGGAUAACGUAUGCUCCCAUCUCGAGGACAAAUCAGGUGGAAGAGUUAUGUAUCGCCAUAUUAAUAUCUUACUCUUAUAUCGUGGUCGAAAUUAUGAUCCCAAAAGUAGACCUACUGUUCCUGUGAUGCUGUGGAAGCCUUUGGCUCCAAUAUAUCCAAAGCUUGUGAAGAAUGUUGCUGAUGGCCUGACUUUUGAAGAAACGAAGGCAAUGAGGAAUAAAGGGCUCAAUGCUCCUCCUUUAACGAAACUCAGCAGAAAUGGGGUGUAUGUGAAUGUGGUGAACAAAGUCAGAGCGGCUUUUGAAACAGAAGAAGUUGUUAGAUUAGAUUGUAUCCACGUGGGAACAAGUGACUGCAAAAGAAUCGGUGUUAAAUUACGGGAUCUGGUACCAUGUGUUCCUAUCUUGUUCAAAGAUGAGCAGAUUAUUCUCUGGAGAGGCAAAAAAGAUGAACAGAACUCCGGCUCCUGAAUGGAACUUAAGCUCACAAAUGUGUUCUGAAAUUUCGAUCUUUCAUCUCAGAGCAAGGCAUUCACAUCAUUUGGCAAAUGAAACUACCUAGGCUUCUUGAAUGUUGCUUGAACUUGUUAUAGAAGAACUGACCAUUAUGUUCAAUGGCAGCUCAGGUUACACCUUACUCACGGAUUCCAAAGAAAUGCAAGCAGGGACUAGUGGUUGCUAUUAAUGCAAUACCAGUGCUCUCUCAGUAGGUGAACUAGUUUCUGAAAUCCUGUAGUUGAUAGACUGCUACUCGUGUUGCAUGUGAUGUUCACACUAAAGCUUCUGAAUUAUAGAUGUUUUCUAUAGAGCAAUUUAGUAAAAGAAACAAUGUUGAGUGAAACUAUUCUUUCCUGUGUUUUUGACAUUCAGUCUGAGCAACAACCGACAUUACCUCUUUAUCGAUUAUCCAAUGUUCCUUUUUCUGUUUG